UCCCUCUUUCAUCUCAGAACAUCCGUGCCUGAUUUUUCUCCAAUUUUUUAACUCUAUUUUUUCAGUUGUACUGCUACUUCUUUGACCACUAAUUUAGGUUUUGUUGGCUUCGAUUUCUCUUUGCCGAUCCAUCGAUCUGUGGUAGCUACCAAAAAUGGACUCCAACAGGCGUCAAGGUGGAAUCCAGCAAUUAUUGGCUGCAGAGCAAGAAGCUCAACACAUUGUCAAUGCUGCUAGGAAUGCAAAAAUGGCACGGCUAAAGCAGGCUAAAGAAGAGGCUGAAAAGGAGAUUGCUCAAUAUCGUGCCCAAAUGGAAGCUGAAUUUCAGAGGAAGGUUGCGGAGAGUAGUGGGGACACUGGUGCCAAUUUUAAGCGCCUUGAACAAGAAACUGAGAUGAAGAUCCACCACCUGAAGUCACAGGCAGCCAGCAUUUCUGAUGAUGUUGUUCACAUGCUUCUGAAGCAUGUGACUACUGUUAAAAAUUAAGCUCUCAUGGAUAUGGCCGCAGGGUUGUUGUGGAUUAUGUCUUAAAUAUUUUUGAACCAUCUUUAUAUUGUUCUUUUUUUGUUAAUUCAGAACAUCUUAUGAGCAUUCCGUCCUAUGUAAUACUUGUAGUCAUAAACCUUGAUUCUAUUCUUAAAAUAAGCUGCCUAUGCAAAUCCCAGACUUGUUAUGCAGUGUUGAUGGCUUGAUGCUGUAUGUCUGUGCUUAAGCCUCUGCAACAAGUUCUGUUUGCUGAUUACCAUUA
Elaeis guineensis (African oil palm) is the source of this 749-nucleotide messenger RNA. RefSeq names its product V-type proton ATPase subunit G. NCBI's taxonomy places the organism in Eukaryota, Viridiplantae, Streptophyta, Magnoliopsida, Arecales, Arecaceae. The record is from RefSeq and is a predicted model, not a curated record. Gene Ontology annotation, biological process: proton transmembrane transport. Gene Ontology annotation, cellular component: vacuolar proton-transporting V-type ATPase, V1 domain; vacuolar proton-transporting V-type ATPase complex. Gene Ontology annotation, molecular function: proton-transporting ATPase activity, rotational mechanism; ATP hydrolysis activity.